This is a messenger RNA of Paracoccidioides brasiliensis Pb18, 1914 nucleotides long. RefSeq lists its product as uncharacterized. Bases 1 to 1914 code for a protein of 637 amino acids. The transcript is spliced from 5 exons. The record is from RefSeq and is a predicted model, not a curated record.
AUGUCAAGCCUCUCUUUUCAUUGUUGGACACUGCAAAUCGAGAGUCUAUUCGGUGCGUUCUCAAUUUCAGCUUCUGUCGGGAGAGGGAAAGGGACGUUUGUUGCAGAGUAUGUGAGGAAAGCAGAAGCGAAAAGAGAAGACAGAGAUUGUAGAUUGUACGGGGACAGCAGGUUGGCGUACAUUCAUCUAAAUGGGAAUAGCCAAUCUUCCUCAGAAUACGAUUUCAAUCCCCCUCUUUGGUUCACGCUUAUUACCAUUCAGUCGCGAUCGAAUGGGAUUAAUCUCGACCUGUUUCCUUGCUUAGCGGCUCUGUCCGUUCGCACAUUCGCGUUCUGCAUCAGAGCCAAGCCGGUCAAGCACAAGGAAAAAACUUCAGUUAUUCAAGGGCCUCCCACUGAAUCCCAGCACGACGUCACAACCUGGAACUUCGAUGUCUGGAACGCCGUCCUUGGUCUUAUUGACACCGUCUCACGAGUCACCACUCCUCCCCGCCCGAUAUCAUCAAUCCAGCAGACGCCCUGGUUGCGCAACACCAGCAGUUUCGUCAAUUCUACAGAAUACCGAAAGCACGUUGACUUUGUGCUGAAGGAGGAGCUUGGAGAGAUACAUGUCGACAUCCCUAGCUUCUUUGACGCGUACUUUGGAGACAUUCCACAACUCACUGCAAUUUCACAAGCGGUGUUGAAAGAGUGCGAGGAGGGAGACAGCCCACUUUACCAUGAAGAGGAGGGCUGGAGAGGCUGGCCUGAACUUGCGGCAGAACGAGACGUUCUGAGAUGGCUGACCAACAUCAUCGCUGAGCUUGUACGAUCAGCCGAAGCACAAGAGCCGUCAUGGAAGAUCGGCCGCAGGCCUCUCGCACAGCCAAGCCAGCCACUACAGGGGAUGCCGCUGGUCGCAGAUCCUUGUGCCAGGGGAGCUGAAGAAUGGCCAGAAAUACGACAGGAAAUCUCUGGGGCAUGGUUUGAUCUUGGCAGGUAUGCCCGAGAGGUCCUUGCUGCGCAGGACGCCCGUCGUUUCGUGCUCGGCUUCACUCUCUGCGGGCCAUUCCUGCGACUAUGGAACUUUGACCGCCUGGGCGGGAUCGCGUCGGAGGAAUUCAACAUCAACCAGGACGGCCUUCAAUUUGUGUCUGUUAUCCUUGGAUUCCUCUUGAUGAGCCGGAAGCAACUUGGGUUUGAUCCCACCAUCAUCGCAACCGGGACCAAACGCUAUAUUGAGAUUGAAAAGAAUGGUAUGAAGGAACGGCUGAUCAUUGAUGGGAUUGUUGGACAAGCACGCUGUGUUGCUGGGCGAGCCACAACCUGCUGGAAGGCAUAUUGUGAGACAGACAAAUCACAGACACCGCUGGUUGUCAAGGACUCCUGGCAGUAUCCAGAACGCACUGAGGAAGGAGAGUUGCUGCAAGAGGCGAUGGUGAAGGGAGUCAAGAAUGUUGCGAGGUAUUAUCACCACGAGACCGUUCGCAUUGACGACAAGGAUGAUGAUGUCUUAGCCAUCCGAAAGGGCCUCUGUAUUCCGAUUUCGCAAGAUGAGAAGGGUGGUGGCUUUAAGGCGACAGUGCAGCGUAGUAGGUCUCAAAGGGGACAAAAGAGCCAGAGCAGCACCGCCGGCCAGAAGCGAUCCUCUGACUGCGUGGACACGGCAUUUCCUCCUCCCCCCAGUAAACGUACCCAGUCAAGUUCUCCGUCCAAAUCUGCCGGCCGCUCUACCCCAUUCAAUCGAGUUCACCGCCGCGUUGUUAUCCGGGAUUAUGGGAAACCAAUCUAUGAGAGUAGCUCGAAGGCCACACUUCUCACUGGACUAGCCGGCUGCAUUGAAGGAUACAUUUCGCUCCAUGAUGAGGCUGGCCUCAUCCAAUGUGACAUAUCCCCCCGCAACCUGAUGGCGAAUGAGGACAAGGACAAUCCUUGA